Molecule: messenger RNA, 1102 nt
Organism: Blepharisma stoltei
Lineage: Eukaryota; Ciliophora; Heterotrichea; Heterotrichida; Blepharismidae
Source: the annotation of a GenBank genome assembly
AUGAGCAGCUUAAAUCGCUCGACGAUGCUAGGAAAGGAAAAGAAAAAUAUACAUCUUAAAGAGCCUCUUUUUUGGGCAAUAUCUGGCUCAAUUACUUUUUGCAUCUUAUUUACAGGGAUAUUGUAUGGGUGUAUUUUUAGUUUCAGCUGUGCAAGCUAUUUUCCUACGAUUUCAUAUCUCGCUACUUUUAGAAGCCACGACAGGUGAAUUGUAUUUGGCAUCACUUUUUACUCCACCUUAAUUCCUCUAUUAUUUAUUUCAGUAAAAACUAAACUUUCUGCUUAUCUUACAUGACUGACGAAUCUUAUAGGACUUGCUGGGUGUUUUUUGAUAAUAAUUACAGGCGUUGUCGAUGAGGUUAAUGGUCUUUAUUUCAUGCCUCUGGAUAAAGCCCAUCCUUUUCUAACUUUAUUUGGGUAUUUUUCUUUUGCUUACUGAAUUCAUUCAGUUCUUAAAGCUUUUGAAAGUAUUCAGCUUGAAUUUUCAGAAAGAUUUUGAUUACUAAAAUGCAAGAAAACAGUGAUGGCUAUUCAUGUUCUUUUCGUAGUCACUGGUUUCCAAUGGCAUUUUGCCUAUACAAUUUAUUCGAAUUUUCUAGUCUUAUCUUAUAUUAUCGAGUUUUUUAACGUCUCCUAAGUUGCUGCACACUACCGUUUUCGUCACUCUGGAGUCAAUUUUCUGCAAGGAAUGAUAUUUGAUGGAGGUAUCAAAAAGAGCCGCUGGAAAUAUGCUAACGACAGAUCGCCCUGAUCUCUCUCUCUCCAGCUAAAGGUCGACCUACCUUGGAUUGGUUGAGCAGAAAAAUCACUAUGCCUUUCACUAUCUUUUGAUUAGCCGUCCGCUCAUUGUCUGGCUUGCCUGCUAUAGACGGGAUAGGAUUUAGCGUGAAAGCUGGACCUCAUAAUCAAAAUAUUGGUGAAUGAGAAACAAUUAGCAAGCUAAUUAGUUUUGAAAGAAAUGCCAUUAUUCAAGUUUUCUAGUCAACGAAGUCGUCGAAGCAUUGUGUGAGUGAAGCUUAAUUACACUAGCGUUAAGUUUGCCAUAUCAAAUUUCCAGGAUAACAAACACAAGUAUCAGCUUGACUUGGCUAGCAAGAAAAUAA